AAGAGAGCGGUCCCUUUGGCCCCACCCUCUCAGUCAGCUCAACCCCGCCCACUUCCUGCCGGGCGGUCUCUGAUGUCAGAGGUGCGCUGUUGUGCGCGGACGACAGUACCGGGAGCGGAAGUGCUCUUGGCGGAAGUGCUGGUUGCGCGAAUCCUGGGUGGGAUGGCCGCAGGCAGGCGCUUUCUAAGGCUGGUGCGAGCCCCCUGCAGUUCCAUGGCUCAGAGCCCCCUCCCGGGCGUGCCCCCCUCCAAGGGCCUGCACGCGGGGCACGGGCCCCGAAGGCUCUCCAUCGAAGGCAACAUUGCCCUGGUUUGGGAAGUGUCCCAAUACAUGCUGUUUGCAUUGCAGCUGUGGGAAAGUCCAGCUUUGUGAAGUUACUCACGAAAAGGUACCCAGAGUGGCACGUAGCUACAGAACCUGUAGCAUCAUGGCAGAAUGUCCAGGCAGCUGGCCCGCAAAAAGCCUUCAGUACUCUAAAUCCCGGAAACUUGCUGGAUUUGAUGUACCAGGAGCCAGCACGAUGGUCCUACACAUUCCAGACAUUUUCUUUUAUGAGCCGCCUAAAAAUACAGCUGGAGCCCUUCCCCGAGAAAGUCUUACAGGCCAAGAAAGGGGUACAGAUCUUUGAGAGGUCUGUGUACAGUGACAGGUAUAUCUUUGCAAAGAAUCUGUUUGAAAAUGGCUCCCUCAAUGACAUGGAGUGGCAUAUCUACCAGGACUGGCAUUCUUUUCUCCUGCAGGAGUUUGCCAGCCGGCUCCAAUUACACGGCUUCAUCUACCUUCAGGCUACUCCCCAGGUUUGUUUGAAGAGACUGCACCGGAGGGGCAGGGAAGAAGAGAGAGGAAUUGAGCUGGAAUAUCUUGAGCAGCUUCAUGGUCAACACGAGGCCUGGCUUGUUCACAAGACCACCAAGCUGCACUUCGAGGCUCUGCUGAACAUUCCAGUGCUGGUGUUGGAUGUCAGUGAUGAUUUUUGUGAAGAUGUAACCAAAGAAGAAGAAUUCAUGGAAAAGGUAAACACCUUCGUAGAUACUUUGUAACCAAUACUAGGAUGUUGUGGCUGUGAUCGGGGCUUCUAGGACUUUCUGAAGCUAGAAAAACACGGAGCCAGCCACCUUUCCAUCCCCACCCCCAUGGCCUUUUGCUCUAGGGCUCUGACACUCCACUGUGGUGUCUGUUACCUAAGAUUAUGCCAUGGUCUUCUUUUGUAUCUCAAAGUCUUCUAAAUAAAGUUUAUUUUAAGUUUUGUUUAUUUUGCUAA
Messenger RNA from Myotis daubentonii (Daubenton's bat), 1261 nucleotides. It is a transcript of the gene DGUOK, whose product is annotated as deoxyguanosine kinase. Gene Ontology annotation, molecular function: deoxyguanosine kinase activity; ATP binding. Gene Ontology annotation, biological process: nucleobase-containing compound metabolic process. Gene Ontology annotation, cellular component: cytoplasm; mitochondrion. The record is from RefSeq and is a predicted model, not a curated record. The coding region runs from base 501 to 1040 and encodes 179 amino acids. Lineage: Eukaryota; Metazoa; Chordata; Mammalia; Chiroptera; Vespertilionidae. The transcript has 7 exons.